AUGGGAGGUUUUGAUACAUCCUCGAGUACUACCUAUACUCCUGACCCAUCCAGUCUGCUGUUUUUACUUUCUUCUGAUGUGCCUGGUGUAUCUCUUGUUAGUGUGCCCUUCUCUUGGACUGGUUUUGGGGGUUGGAGCCAGAAUAUGAUCGUAUCUUUGACUGCUAGAAAUAAAAUAGGAUUCAUUGAUGGGAGUUGUCCGAGACUAGCUGAGGAUACUCCUCAGUUAAUCAGUGGGAUAUGUCUUAAUAGAAGAUAUGGUUCAGUUAGUGGGAUUAAGGUGUUUGAGAUUAAGCAAGAGAUAGCAUCCACUCAUCAGGGUUUAUUGGACAUUGCUUCCUGUUUCAACAAACUCAAGAAGUUAUUGGAUGAACUGAGGUUUAUGUGCACUAAUCAUGCCAACACUUGUGUUUGUGCUGCUAAACCUGGACUUCAGAAGGAGGAAGAGGAGAACAUAUUACACCAAUUCCUCAUGUGUCUGAAUCAAACCUAUGGUGACUCUGCUUCUUUUCAUGUCAAUCUGAACAAUAAAUCUGCCCCUCCUAGACAGUUUGUCCAGAAAGUCAGUUUUGAUCAGAACAAGUCUUCUCUUUUAUGCAAGUAUUGUAAGAAACCUGGACAUUUUAUUGAUAAAUGCUAUAAGCUCCAUGGAUUUCCACCAAACUUUAAAUUCACCAAAGGUAGACGAACUGCUGCAAAUGUUGAGGUGCAGAGAUCAGCUUGUGCUACUGAAUCUGGACCAGUUUCCACUGAGAGUCCUGUUGAUUCUAAUUCUGUGAUUCCUGGUCUGUCUAAGGACCAGUAUGCUCAGCUCCUGAUGUUACUUCAGCAACAUCACAUUUCAGAGUCUCUCUCUCAGUCUAAUCUGAUGGCUUCUGCUAAUUUUGCGGGUAUAGUUCCUUCCCCUGAUUGUGUGGGCAAGGCCCCUUCAAUGAAGAGGCCACUGGAAAUUGGUAAACAGGAUCAUGGGCUAUACAAGCUUGUGCAACCAUUCUCUCCUUCAUCUGUUACUUCUACAUCAUCUUCUUCUCCUGUUCCUUUCUCUUCUGAUGAGUUUCAUUACACCUCUUCUCAUGAACCUGAUCCUGUCUCAUCCUCAACACAUGUUGCUUUUCCCUCUUCUUCUUCUAUUCCUUCUCCUGUGUAUGUUCCUCACUCUUCUCCUGUCCUUGAACCUGCUCCUGCUCCUCCUAUUGCCCCUAGUCUGUCUCCAGCUCCUAGUUCAGUUAGCGCUGCUGGCUUGGAACCCCAAGCUUGCCAUCAGGCAGCUUCUAUUCCAGCUUGGCAAGAGGCUAUGAGAAAGGAAUUUGAGGCUCUUAAGGCUAAUGAUACUUGGUCCAUUGUUGAAUUACCUCCUGAAAGAUAUGAAGCUAGGUUGGUUGUUAGGGGUGAUACACAGGUGGAGGGUGUAGAUUUUAAUGAAACUUUUUCUCCAGUCAUCAAAUUUUCUACUGUUAAAUGUCUCAUUGCUGUGGCAAUGAAAAGGAAUUGGUCUAUGUUUCAACUUGAUGUGAAUAAUGCAUUUUUGCAUGGGGACUUGGAUGAGGAGGUCUACAUGAAAUUGCCCCCUGGUUUGUCUGCUGAGAGUGUUGCUUCAUCUAGUCAGUCUUCUAAUUUGGCAUUUAGGCAGUGGUAUGCCAAGAUAUCUCAUGCUUUGUGUUCUAGGGGUAAUUUCCAUUCUUUGAAUGACUAUUCCCUUUUCAUCAGAAGAUCAGGUGGUUCCACUGUCCUCCUUGCCGUUUAUGUGGAUGAUAUAAUACUUACUGGUGAUGAUUUGGAAGAAAUCUCUGCUUUGAAACUCUUCUUGGACAAUCAGUUCAAAAUCAAAGAUCUGGGUGUUCUUAACUACUUUCUUGGCAUAGAAGUGGCAUAUCUUCCUUCUGGGAUAUUACUACAUCAAAGAACGUUUAUCAGAGAUCUACUUCAUGAUUGCAAUUGUGAUAUGUUGUCUCAUGUGACUUGUCCUAUGGAUUUGAACUCUAAAUUGAAGGCUGCCAUGGGUGAUCCUCUGCCUUCUCCUGACACUUAUAGAAGCUUGGUGGGGAAGUUGAACUUUUUGACUCACACAAGGCCUGACCUUUGUUUUGCUGUCCAACAUCUCAGCCAGUUCAUGCAGGCCCCUUGUACUUCCCAUAUGAAGGUUGCUUUGCAUUUACUUCGAUACCUCAAAGGGGAUUCUCUAAUUGGCUGGAAGGCUAAGAAGCAACCAGUUGUCUCCCUUUCUUCCGCUGAGGCUGAGUACCGAGCUCUUAGUAAGGUGGUUGCGGAGUUGACUUGGGUUGUUCGACUUUUAUCUGAUUUUGGUGUUGCUGUAUCUUAUGUUGUGCCAGUGUUUUCUGACAACCAGGCGGCCAUUCAUAUUGCGAAGAAUCCUGUUUUUCAUGAGCAAACAAAGCACAUUGAAUUGGAUUGUCAUUUAGUUCGGAAUAAACUUGGUGAUGGACUAAUCUCCUUGCAUCAUGUUCCUACCACUUCUCAGCUCGCCGACAUUUUUACAAAGCCACUCACUGGAGCUAUUCAUCACUCUUUGUUGCUCAAGUUGGGGGUUGUAGCACCCUCCAACUUGAAGGGGGGUGUUGGACUUUAG
Molecule: messenger RNA, 2586 nt
Organism: Nicotiana attenuata
Lineage: Eukaryota; Viridiplantae; Streptophyta; Magnoliopsida; Solanales; Solanaceae
Exons: 9
Coding region: 1-2586 (861 amino acids)
Molecular function (GO): nucleic acid binding; zinc ion binding
Source: RefSeq, a predicted model, not a curated record